This is a messenger RNA of Hippoglossus stenolepis (Pacific halibut), 3474 nucleotides long. RefSeq names its product potassium inwardly rectifying channel subfamily J member 10a (gene kcnj10a). Gene Ontology annotation, cellular component: plasma membrane. Gene Ontology annotation, biological process: potassium ion import across plasma membrane; regulation of monoatomic ion transmembrane transport. The record is from RefSeq and is a predicted model, not a curated record. The transcript is spliced from 6 exons. Gene Ontology annotation, molecular function: inward rectifier potassium channel activity. NCBI's taxonomy places the organism in Eukaryota, Metazoa, Chordata, Actinopteri, Pleuronectiformes, Pleuronectidae. The coding region runs from base 576 to 1880 and encodes 434 amino acids.
UUAAUGAAUUAAAAAUGUCGUGAAACAGCGGCCGGCUGAAUACUGGUGGGCUUAUAAAGAGAGGCAUGCAGGGGGGGUCCUGGAGGAGUGGACAGCGCAGGCUUCUUUAACUUCAGACACACACUGGACUCCCUCUCUGCUUCACGUGCAGGACGAAGAAGUGCAAACUGUGCUCAUCUGAUUACAUAAUGACCCAGUAACAGAGAGCCAGAACCGGUGCCACCAGUACCAGUGUGCUGGGAGACACUGACUGACCGCUGGCUCGUCCAGGCCUCUCCUCACGGCCGUUCCUGCUUUUCUUGUUUCCAGGGAGGUUUUCUUUUUUCUUUUAAAAUAAAGGAUGACGACAACGUAGAAGGACUACGAACGAAAAGCUAAGAGCAAACAAUGUGAUGUCACGGUGGGAGUGAUGUGAAACCUGUCGUCAACAAGGUCAAAUCCCUGACAUCACUUUACUUUUUGCACAAGACAGACGUGAAAAAAAGAAGCUUGAACGUGUUUCUUCACAUGUUUGCUGAUCGGUGAAAUGAUCUAAGUCUUCACGUUCCCCAGCUGCUCUUCAGAAAGUACCAGCCAUGACCUCAGCCACUCCCCCUUCCUCAGAGGGCUCCUCCCCCCAGAAAGUAUGCCACUCCCAGACGCAGACGGACAUCACCAAGCCCCUGCUGGGCUCCACAGGGGCGGCCGGAGGAGCUGGGGCGGGUGGAGAGGAACCAGGCGCUGUGGGGACCAGCGCUCUGCGAAGGAGGCGCCGUGUCCUCUCCAAAGACGGACGAAGCAACGUGCGUAUCGAGCACGUGAGCGGGAGAGGCGCACUGUACCUCCGCGACCUCUGGACAACCUUUCUCGACAUGCAGUGGCGCUACAAGUUCUUCCUCUUCUCUGCCACCUUCGCGGGGACCUGGUUCGUGUUUGGAGUGCUUUGGUACCUGGUGGCGCUGGUGCAUGGAGACCUGCUGGAGUUUGACCCCCCCUCCAACCACACCCCCUGUGUGAUGGAGGUGAAGACCCUGACCGGGGCUUUCCUCUUCUCCCUGGAGUCCCAGACCACUAUAGGCUAUGGUUUCCGGUGCAUCACAGAGGAGUGUCCUGCCGCCAUCGUCCUGCUCAUUUUUCAGCUGGUCAUCACCAUGGUGAUGGAGAUCUUCAUCACCGGCACCUUCCUUGCGAAGGUGGCUCGUCCCAAGAAAAGAGGCGAGACGGUGAAGUUCAGUCAACAUGCUGUCGUGUCUAAUCACGAGGGUCGUCCCUGCCUCAUGAUCCGAGUGGCCAACAUGCGCAAAAGCCUGCUGUUAGGUUGCCAGGUGACGGGGAAGUUGCUUCAGACGUCUCUGACAAAGGAGGGCGAGACGGUGCGGCUGGACCAGCGCAAUGUGCCUUUUCAGGUGGACACGUCCAGCGACAGCCCCUUCCUCAUCAUCCCGCUGACCUUCUACCACAUCAUCGACGACAACAGCCCUCUCAGAGCCUGGGCAGCAAAAGGUGGUGGCUGGACAGACCCGGAGCUCGCUGACUUUGAGCUGCUGGUGAUCCUGAGCGCCACCGUCGAGCCGACCUCCGCCACCUGCCAGGUUCGAACAUCCUACCUUCCCGACGAGAUCCUCUGGGGCUACGAGUUCCCCCCCGUCGUGUCCCUGUCCCCCUCGGGAAAGUACGUGGCUGAUUUUGCCUUCUUUGAAAAAGUGGCCAAAACCCAAUCCCCACUCUUCAUCAAGCCGGCCCUGCCGCCGAGCCUGCCGACGCAGGCGUCCCGUUGUCGCGGCAGCAAGGAGGACGGGACGGACCUGGAGAAGAUGAGACUAGAAGAGAGCUACAGGGGGGAGGAGAGGGGGCGCCCCAGAGAUAGCAGCCCACUGAGCGUGCGCAUUAGCAAUGUGUGAUGGAAAGUAGAUCUGAAACUGAGAUUCAAGCUGCUCAAGAGAAGAAGUGGUGAUCAAACACGUUGUGCCUCCGCAUAUUCAAAAUGUGGAGCCCACGGCAGGAAGUCAAGCACCUGGGCCACAAGUCUGCAGAGAAGAAACUGAAAGACGUCUGCACCCCACUUCUGAAUUUACAAAGCCACAUGUACAAAUGUACAACACAACAUCAACACAACUUUUUUAUCGUGGGUUUGUUUUUUGGAAAGGACUUGAUUUCCUGUCACUGAGGGAAACACUCCAAAGUCUCUUCACGCCUUUUCUGUGUGGAAUCUUUUGAAUUGUUUUACCACCACAUUCUAAUGGAAACCCUUUUCUACAUCAAUACAAAUUAAAUAAAAAACACAAAUGUUAAUUCCUUGAACAUUUUACUAAGUAGUUUUUAUUGGAAAUUCAUUUAAAUCAUCUCCCCCCACUUUAUUUGAACCAGUUUUAUAAAAUGACCCUAAAGAAACGAUCUCUGCAGUGAAGUCUCACGUCUCUUCACGGAAUCACAGUACUGUUUUUUUUAUUAAUUAAAAACCUGUAAAAGGUGGAGAAAAUACUGGAAGCGUAUUAUUUUUUUAACGACUGAUUUUAAAGGAAUGUAUCAUAUUUUAUGUGCGUAGUCGUUUCUAACACUUUUACAAGUUCCACCUGAACAUAUUGAGCUCUUUGAUAUGAACGUCCUUGUUUAUCGGGGUAAAGAUGUUUCGUAAUAUUACUAAAAAGCACUUUAACUUGAAAGAAAAGUGGCAUUUUACGCAAGAUGAGUAACUGAACUAACUUUGAAACUUAAUGCACUGUAUUGAAUUAUUAAACCUGUGGUUGUGCUCGGGGGGGCUGUGAGUGUGUGUUCGUGCUUUGUGAGCAUGAUAACACUCUUUGUAUGAACCUGUUUUAAAUUGAAAUCUUCCUCUGUACACGAUGUGAAGAAGUUCUUUUCCCCACGUUCUUUAUGUCCUGAAAACUUUAUUCUGAAUUUAAAUUUAAACCCCAUUAACUGUUAAUACGAGGCACAAUAUCAUUUCUGUCAAAUCUUUUUACUGCUGUACCUUUGUCACACAUGAGAAGUGUCAGCGACCCUUUUUCUCCUUCUACUGUGCAUGGAAAUAGUCAUUUGAAAAUUAAAUGAUGGUGCUAUGGUAAAUUAAUAGGUUAACACAAACAAUGACAUUUUUGGGGAAUCAUUUUUGAAGAGAUGAGGAGCAUCUGAGUUUCUUCUAUUUGUUUGUUUCACCGGCCAACAAAGCAUUUUAUUCAAAAACAACAUCAUAAUAUCGCCUGAUAUAUAAAUAUAAAAAAUAACUCUAACCCUAUAACAAAUAUAAAAAGCACCAAGUUUGAGUUUUCGAGGACGUUAAAGUGUUUUAUGUGCCACAUUUCAAAUGAAAAUCCUCUGCUGUUCCAUACAAGCCUGAUGAUAAAUAUUCAGCAUCAAUAUUGGCGGUGCUGGUUUCUACUGUAUCAGCUGCACUGCAAACUGUGGAUGUGUCCCUCUGAAUACUGGAAGCUCAUUGGUCCGACUGCUAAUGUACGUCUAAGUGCCUUCUUUAAUAAAACUGUUAUUUACAAUGUC